Metopolophium dirhodum (rose-grain aphid) is the source of this 830-nucleotide messenger RNA. RefSeq lists its product as uncharacterized. The record is from RefSeq and is a predicted model, not a curated record. The annotation marks the transcript as partial. Lineage: Eukaryota; Metazoa; Arthropoda; Insecta; Hemiptera; Aphididae. The transcript has a single exon.
UGUGACAACCCAACUAGUAACUCAUUCAUUACUGCCUACAAAACAUUACUGCUGAAUAAUUUAAUUUCGUCUCAAUCUCCUGGAGCUAAUUGUGAAGACUUCGCAGAAGACUCGUUGAUCUCUUAUAAACAUUUCUUCUCGUGUAAUCUCGAACAAUCAUCAUCGGUUGAAUUAUCAGUUAGUUUACCAGUUCAAAGUAAUAGAGAAUUGGAUGAUACAACAACAGAAUUAAUGAAUGCCACACAUAUAUAUAUUGCCGGUUUUGUUGCAAAAAAACUCAACAGAGAAUUAUACAAAAAUUGCGAAGAAUGUCUAAAGAAAAUUUGCACAAAUCAAGUUUCAAAAGAUCACGAUUUGAUUGUUGCCAGGGACAACCAAGCUUGUAAUAAAUUAUCUUUAAAAUACCCAGCUAAACCAUUUCAUCAAAUGCUUCACAACAUUAUUGUGUAUAUUGGUCAACAUCUACCAUCAAAAUGUCACUUUUUGGGAAUAGGAGAAAUGAUUGCUGAAGGAAUAUUAAAUAAGUUUGAUUUAACUGCUUUGUAUUGCAAAAAUCAUGACAAAGCUUUUGAAAAAAAGAUUGUAAAAUCAAUUGUUAAAUUAUUUAUCGAUCACUGGUGUACUGAAGUUAAUCGUAUUUUAUUUGGUAAAAGAUCAUUACAACGGGGAGAAAAUGAUCCUAUCAAACAACUGGCUUCAAUAUGGCACACAAAACAUAAAAAAAAAAAACCUAUCACUGGAAAAUUUAACCAAGUAAAAUAAACCAAAAAUGUAUUUUUUAUUUAUUAUUGUUAUUAAUUCAUUGUUAUUACGAGUUUCAACUAUUUUUA